Molecule: messenger RNA, 1922 nt
Organism: Pipra filicauda (Wire-tailed manakin)
Lineage: Eukaryota; Metazoa; Chordata; Aves; Passeriformes; Pipridae
Gene: PSMD14
Product: proteasome 26S subunit, non-ATPase 14
Exons: 13
Coding region: 672-1604 (310 amino acids)
Biological process (GO): proteasome-mediated ubiquitin-dependent protein catabolic process; protein deubiquitination
Cellular component (GO): proteasome regulatory particle, lid subcomplex
Molecular function (GO): protein binding; metallopeptidase activity; proteasome binding
Source: RefSeq, a predicted model, not a curated record
ACGGGCCCCGCGGCCGGGCCGCCUCCGCCCCGGCCUGUCGUGGUUCGGCAGCGCCGAGAGCGGGGUUGCUGUGCGCUCUGGGCCGCGACACAGACGCCUCACGGGCGGCAGCGCUGCUGCUCCCGGAGCGAAGCGGUGCCGCGAUCCCCGGCAGUGUUGCAGCUGGAGCCGGAGAGGGAGGGGAAGUUAGGGCAAAGCACUGGCUGGGAUACGCGAAGGAGAAAGAAGCAGAAUUAAGUAGAAAAGGAGCGAUAAACAAAAUUUAACAGCCCUGUUUCUAGGAUGCAGCCGACUUAAGUAUCGGAUUUGGAACAACUUUAUGUAAUAUAGUUGGAUACUUGUAAACAGUUGGGCAAAUCUGCGUAUAUGCUGGUGUCAUCUCUUGCAGUUGCACUUGGUUUAGGUGUGCUGUGGAAAAACAGAAAACCACAGGGCUUGAGAUUUACUUUUUAGAGAGAAGUUUUAUGUAAAUGUAUUUGAAAGCUGUAUAUAACUGAAAUGGUACUAGGCAAGCUGAAAAGUCUGACAGAUUGAAGGAAACAUUAUCAAAAUACCUUUGCUGACUUUGGAAGGAAAGGAGGAAAGAGACUUACUGGUGUCAUCUUUACAGUCAAAAAGUGGGAGCUGCUGCCACAUUUGAUCUGUGAUCACUCCUGCUAAGCACCAGAAAUAUGGAUAGACUUCUGCGGCUGGGAGGAGGUAUGCCUGGGCUCGGACAGGGGCCACCAACAGAUGCUCCUGCAGUUGAUACAGCAGAACAGGUUUAUAUCUCUUCCCUUGCACUGCUGAAAAUGUUGAAGCAUGGUCGUGCUGGUGUCCCUAUGGAAGUCAUGGGUCUGAUGCUUGGAGAAUUUGUUGAUGAUUAUACUGUGAGAGUGAUUGAUGUUUUUGCAAUGCCACAGUCUGGAACGGGUGUCAGUGUGGAAGCAGUGGAUCCUGUAUUUCAAGCAAAAAUGUUGGAUAUGCUGAAACAGACAGGAAGACCUGAGAUGGUAGUUGGUUGGUAUCAUAGUCAUCCUGGCUUUGGCUGUUGGUUGUCUGGUGUAGAUAUCAAUACCCAGCAGAGCUUUGAGGCCUUAUCAGAAAGAGCUGUUGCUGUGGUGGUGGAUCCCAUUCAGAGUGUAAAAGGAAAGGUUGUUAUUGAUGCCUUCAGAUUGAUCAAUGCUAAUAUGAUGGUCUUAGGACAUGAACCAAGACAAACAACUUCAAAUCUGGGUCACUUAAACAAGCCAUCUAUCCAGGCACUAAUUCAUGGACUAAACAGACAUUACUAUUCCAUCACCAUCAACUACAGGAAGAAUGAACUAGAACAGAAGAUGUUGCUGAAUUUGCAUAAGAAGAGUUGGAUGGAAGGUUUGACACUUCAGGACUACAGUGACCAUUGCAAACUCAAUGAAACAGUAGUGAAGGAGAUGUUAGAAUUAGCUAAGAAUUACAACAAGGCUGUUGAGGAAGAAGAUAAGAUGACACCUGAACAGCUGGCAAUAAAAAAUGUUGGCAAGCAGGACCCCAAACGUCAUUUAGAAGAGCAUGUGGACGUGCUGAUGACCUCAAACAUUGUCCAGUGUUUAGCUGCUAUGUUGGAUACAGUUGUAUUUAAAUAACCAAUUUACCGUUUGUGAUGCUUUCUGUGUAUAUUUGUUUAUUGUUUCUAAUACAAGACAGAGACUGUUGAGGCUCUAUUUGAUUAAACAGAGACAUCUGACUUUUGCAAUGUAAGCGCAUCACUAUAACACCUUUCAGUCUCUAAUUGUGCAUUUGCUUCAAUUUCUUUAUGUCAGGGUCCUCACAGAUUACAAAGUAUUCAAGAACACCACGUGGGCAAAAAUGUAUUACGUUUUCAUUUAAUAUUUGGGGGGAAAAUCAGUAAUACAUAUAUAUUUUGAUUGUUGCAACUUAAUAAAAAUACAUUUACAAACCUG